Molecule: messenger RNA, 3104 nt
Organism: Blastocystis hominis
Lineage: Eukaryota; Bigyra; Opalinata; Blastocystidae
Exons: 13
Coding region: 1-3093 (1030 amino acids)
Biological process (GO): pentose-phosphate shunt; pentose-phosphate shunt, oxidative branch
Cellular component (GO): cytosol
Molecular function (GO): phosphogluconate dehydrogenase (decarboxylating) activity; NADP binding; nucleic acid binding
Source: RefSeq, a predicted model, not a curated record
AUGCGUGAUGACGCUCAAGGACACCACCGGCGACGACUACCUCAAUGCUGCGUUCUACGCCACGGUGCUCUAUGCGGCGCUGAAGAAGGAGGAGGAGAUGAAGGAGAGCAAGCAGUGUCUGGAGAAGGCACUCGAGGGAAAGAGCGAGGACUUCCGAAAGGCGAUGAUGGAGAAUCUGGAGAAGCAGUUGAAGGAUUUGCAUUAAGGGUUUUAUGGUUCUUUUGUUUGUUUUGGGAUCCCACGUUUUUGAAGGGCAGAAAGAUUUCAUGUCCUGAUUUGGGGACAGAUAUUAUACGAUUUGCAGAAAUGUCAUCGGAUAUUGGUAUCUACGGGUUGUCGACGCGAGCCAUCAAUUUGGCAUUGAAUUUUGCAGCAAAGGGACUGAGUGUGUCGAUUGGACACCGCUCCUCGGAUUUGAUUAAGGAAUGCACGCACCAAGCCGAGAAGAAGGAUCUUGACGAGAAAAUCACAGGAAAGAAAGAUGUAAAUGGCUUUUGCGAUUCGCUCAGUUCCCCAAAGAAGGUUAUUUUGAUGUCCAAACCUGGAACCAGCGCAGAGAAAAAUUACUCCAAAAUCCUUGCCGCUCUGGAGGAAGGUGAUCUUCUGAUCGACGCCACGAGCGAGGGCUACGAAAUCAACCUUCGUCGUGAGAAGGAAGCAGCCGAGAAGGGCGUGCGUUUCCUGACCAUGGAGAUUUUGGGCACGACCAAAGAGCUCCAGAAGGGAUGCGGCUUCCUGCUCAGCGGCGAGCGCGAAGCGUACGACCUCGUCGAAGGUCCUCUGAAGAAGGCUGCGACCGAGGUGGAGUACGAGCCGUGCGUGGCGUACAUCGGCAACUCUGUGAGCGCUGGAUACGCGGGCAUGGCGCUGUCGAGUCUGGGUCUGGGAAUGGAGCAGCUGGUGGCGGAAGCGUACCAUAUGCUGCACGAAGCGGGCUUCACCAACGAGGAAGUGAGCAAGAGCAUCAACGGGUGGAACAAGGACUCGCUGGCAAGCCCCUUCCUCGAAAACCUGCUGCACAUCCUCAAGAAGAAAGACCAGGACGUGGAGGGCUGCGAGAAGGGCGAGGGAUCGCUCCUCGACAAGGUUCUGGACUGUCCGCUGCCCCGUCCCGACCACUCCACGCUUCUCCGCGAGGGCUUCGAGCACCACGCGGCGAUCGGCGCUCUGACCGCCGCCGUGCAGGAGAUCGCGGUGAGCGCAAAGCGCGAGGAGCGAAGCAAAGCGGCCACGCUGUGGAACGGCCCCGAAUUCGACUGGCAGAAGCUGGACCACGUGCAGCUCAUCGAGGAUCUGCGCAACACGUUCGUGUGCGGGCAGCUGGUGCUCGCGACGCAGACGUUCGCGCUGCUGCGCCGCGCGUCGGAGGACUUCAGCUGGGCGAUGAAGCUGGAGGAAGUGGGCCGCGUGGUGGCGGGCGCGGCGUCGUUCCGCUCGGGAUUGCUGGUCGUGCUGAAGGAGAGCGUGGAGAACGGAGAUUUGAGUUUGCUGCAGAACGAGGCGGUGAGCGAAAUCCUGCAGAAGAAACAGGCGUCGUGGAGACGCGUCGCGGCGCUGGCGGUGAUCGGAGGCGUGUCCGCGCCGGUGGCGACGGCGAGCUUGGCGUACUAUGAUACGAUGCGACGCGAUAAAUUGCCGCAGAACGUGGUGGUGGCGAUGCGGGACUUUUUGGAGGCGAGCAGCUUCGAACGAACCGACUGCGCGCGCGGAAUGACGUACCAUUGCGAGUGGACCAAGGAGACGAAUUGGCUUGUUUGUUGGAACAAACACUCGAUUUGCUACGCUUGUACACGACUUCGCCGGAGGCGGAGGAAGAUAAUCAAGUUCCAGCUGUUCCAUUGCAAGAAUCACAGGAAGCGGCCAACAAGUGAGGUGUUUUUGGAUGAGCUAAGCUGUAGGGGUCACUAUGCCGGAGUGGGAGGUUCUGGGUUUCAAUCCUUUUUCUUGAAGGAAGAAAUCAUGAAGGCGAUAUCUGAGUGUGGAUUUGAGCAUCCCUCUGAGGUUCAGAGCCAAUGUAUUCCUAAAGCGCUUAUGCGAGGAGAUAUUUUGUGCCAGGCACGGUCUGGCAUGGGAAAGACGUGCGUCUUUGUGAUUUCCGUAUUGCAAAACAUCAAGCACUCCGAUCAUGUGCGUUUUUUCCCAUCGGACGCUCACACACAGACCACCUGCGUCGUCUUCAGCCACACCCGCGAGAUGGCGAUCCAGAUAACCCGCGAGUUUAUCCGUCUGGGCAAGUAUCUCCCAGACAUCGUCAUCAAAACGGUCUUCGGCGGCGUUCCUCUCCGCAAAAGCAUGGCCGACAUCAAGUCCGGCUGCGACAUUCUCGUCGGCACGGCGGGCCGCAUCGCGGACUUGGUGCGUCACAAAGCCUUGGACACGAGCCAAUUGAAGUUUUUCGUCGUCGAUGAGUGCGAUCGGCAGAUCGAAACCCUCUCGACGCGCGCAGAUAUUCAGGAAGUGUUCAGAAGCGCGCCUCUGGACAAGCAGGUGUUAAUGUUCACGGCGACGCUCUCUGAGAACGCGAAGGCGUCGUGUUUGAAAUACAUGCGUAGCCCGCUCUGCAUCGAAAUCGACGACAAAAAAUUGACGCUGCACGGCUUGACGCAGUUCUUUACACGUGUCACGGAGGGACAGAAGAAUCGCCGAUUGACGGAGUUCUUGGACAACUCGGAUUUCAACCAGGCCGUGAUUUAUGUGUCCUCCAACGCGCGUGCACGCGCGCUGCAGAAGCUGAUGACGGAGUGGUGCUUCCCGUGCAUUGCGCUGACGGCGAACAUGCCGGUGGAAGAGCGAAUGCGCCAUUUUAUACAGUUUAAGGAGGUCAAGACACGAAUCCUCAUCACGACACAGGUGAUGGGGAGAGGAGUGGAUGUGGAGAAGGUGAAUAUGGUGGUGAACUACGAUUUCCCGCCCAGCAGCAAUGAUUACCUGCAUCGAGUGGGAAGAGCGGGACGGUUUGGCACGAACGGAGUGACGAUGUCCUUUGUGAGCAGUGAGGAGGACGAGAAGGUGCUGGCAGAGGUCGAGAGCCGAUUUGAAACCCACAUGCACGAGAUCAAGGGAGCAAUCACGAAGGAGUCGCUGGUGGUUUAAAGUUGUUGAAC